Lottia gigantea (owl limpet) is the source of this 2751-nucleotide messenger RNA. RefSeq lists its product as hypothetical. Gene Ontology annotation, molecular function: protein binding; ubiquitin protein ligase activity. Gene Ontology annotation, biological process: positive regulation of JNK cascade; positive regulation of proteasomal ubiquitin-dependent protein catabolic process; protein ubiquitination. Lineage: Eukaryota; Metazoa; Mollusca; Gastropoda; Lottiidae. The record is from RefSeq and is a predicted model, not a curated record. The transcript is spliced from 13 exons. Bases 1 to 2181 code for a protein of 726 amino acids.
AUGGACGAGAAAGCACUGAAUGAGUUACUGGAAUGUUCUGUGUGUUUGGACAGACUUGACCACACAAGUAAAGUUUUGCCAUGUCAACACACAUUUUGUAGAAGAUGUCUGGAUGAGAUUAUUUUGACAAAACGUGAGCUAAGAUGCCCAGAGUGUCGGGCUGUUGUGACCAUUAAAGUAGAAGAUCUGCCGAAUAAUAUUCUUUUAAUCCGUCUGUUGGAAGGCAUCAAAACAUCGGGUGUAGUUAACAAGUCUGAGUCAGGAACAGACACAGCCCGAUACAGAGAUCAUGUUUCAUCUAGUAGUUCUGCAUCAUCAACUUCACAGUCCCAACGUCAAGCAGUGAAACAGACAAAGCAACCUUGUGCCAAAGCAAUUUAUGAUUAUGAGGCUAAAGAAAAUGGAGACUUGGCUUUAAAAAAGGGUGAUGUAGUGUUACUGAAAAGACAACUGGAUGAAAAUUGGUACCAAGGAGAACUCAAUGGGAAACAUGGUUUCUUCCCUGCUAAUUUUGUUAAGGUUCUUGUUCCUUUACCCCAAAUUCCUCAAUGCAGAGCUUUAUAUGAUUUUGACUUAAAAGAUGAAAAAGAAAAGGAUUGUCUUGUUUUUAAGAAGGAAGAUGUUUUAACUAUUAUUAGAAGAGUUGAUGAAAAUUGGCUAGAAGGUAGAAAGGGAGAUAAAAUUGGUAUCUUUCCUCUGACUUUUGUUGAGUUAAAUAAUGCCGCCAAAUCUCUGGUCAAUUCGAAAAUCAGCUCAAGUAUUUUACAAAUUGGUAGACAGUUACCUACUGCUUCAACCACAGCUAAUCAGAGCUCAACAUUAUCUUCAACUCUGUCCUCCAGUUUACCACAACAAAAACGUCAUUCAUUCACUUUACUCUCUUCAAACCAUUCAUCCUCACCUUCACCGACCAAUCCACAACGUCAUUCUUGUGAAUUAGUUAGCACUGGCGGUUAUAAUAUUGUAUCUACUUCAACCACUACUGAUACGAGUUCUAUCAUAGCUUCUAAUGUAGUUGCUCUACCACCUCAGAGAAGUGAUAGUCCUGAGAAUGCCUCACCAAGAUCUGUUAGCUCACCAUCACAAAAUACAUCAUCUACUAGUAAUCUGACCACACCAGUAUAUAUAUCACUAUAUAAUUAUAAAAGUUUGAAAGAAGAUGAACUCGAGUUAAAUAAAGGAGAAUAUUAUGCAGUGAAUGAAAAGUGUCAAGAUGGCUGGUUUAAAGGACAAUGUGUAAAAACUGGUAAAAGUGGUGUUUUCCCUGGAAAUUAUGUUCAGAUGAUUAGACAACCAAGCGCUUUUAAACCAAUAAAUCCAAAUGUAAUGAAUGUAAGAGCCACAGAACAACCAAGUUCACCCUCAAGAUCUAACUCAACAUCAUCUACAACAGUAUCAUCAUCAUCAUCAUCUUCUCAAACAUCAUCAUCACCAACAACAACUAAUAAUCACAAAACAUCAUCGCCACCAAUGAUACCAGCUCCUUUGCCACGCACACACAAAUCUUCAUCCUCUUCAGUUCAUCAAACUUCUCCACCAAGUGUCAGUGUGAGGAGUAGCUCCACCCACAAUGUGAAGAAGUCUAGAACAGUAACUGAUACGACCACCCAUGGGGUAUCUGCAGGGGCCAAUCUUGUUGCCAUACAGCAUUCCCUGUCAGCUUCUAGUAAUGUUACACCACCCAAUAAAGUAGCUGGUGCAUCAGGAGAGACGUCGCAUUUGGCUGUCGCCCAUCAGAAAGAAAAGAAGGAGAAGAAAGAAAAAUCAAGUAAAACUUUAGUCAAAUUUCUUGGUGGUAAAUCAAAGAAAUCCAAAUCUAGUUCAGUUUCUGCCCAUAACACUGUAGAACAAAUCCCUUCAGCUUCUGGUGACUCAACAGUUGCUCAUGUCAGAUCUAGAUCCUAUCCAUCUAAUAGUCAAGGUGCAUCAGUUGAUCAUAAGAAGAGCAGUUCCUUCGAUUCUACACUUUCUAGUAAACCAUCUCGACCUAAACCACUUACUAGAGAAAAAUUUACCUGUAUUGCCCCCUAUCCCCCUCAAUCAGAACACGAACUAGAUCUACAAGUAGGAGAUGUGGUAUAUGUACACAAGAAAAGAGAGGAUGGAUGGUUUAAGGGAACUCUUCAAAGAAAUGGCAAGACAGGACUUUUUCCUGGCAGCUUUGUGGACAAAAUGGAUUGAUAUUAUGAUUUUUAAUUGUGUUUUCUUUCAUGACAAAAGAUAAUGUUUUAGUAAAGUGUUUUCUGAAACUUGCUGACACUUAUCUAGUCUCUGGUAGUUACUUCUUAUAUUUCUAAGAAGGAAUGGUUUGAAUUCUCUCUGAUAUUCAGGUGUAGAUUAUGCUGGUUUGAUAAAUAUGGGUGUAUCAUGAUUGCAUAGUGUCAUACUCUGGGAAACUAGGCUUACCAGAGAAACAUGUAUACACAUACAACUUGACAUCAUCCAAAUGCCGAAACAAAAUCGCAGCUCCAUUGGUGAACGUAAGCGAUCAAAUGAAUGGGAUAAAGGAUUUUAAAACAGACUUGCCAAUUAUGAAAAGAACAAAUGUGCAUGAAAUAUUGAACAUAACCAAAGGGGAAAUACAUCUUUAAAUAGGCAUGGAAUAUUAGAAAGAUAUGGGUUAAUUUUUAUGAUAAAUGAAAAUUGUUCAGAAUGUUGUUAAUGAUCUCAAAAUGUACAGUUUAUGACUUGUAUCCAUUAUAAUGGCAUAUGAAUUUGUUUUUCGUAGUAAAAUAUUCACAAAUGCUUUCA